AUGGCCAAUAACAAUAAGCUGGAUUUGGUCACUUCGGAUUUGUUCAACGACCAACUCACUCUGGGUCUGUUGACCGUUCUCGAGAACACUGCCGGAGUGAGAAACGUAACUGUCAAACAGAGUCUGCCGUGUGACAAGGCCAAAAUAGGCUUGUGGGAGCACCGGAACGCGUGUCUGCUACCGGAUGACCUCAGGUCGUUUUAUGCAUCGUGCGACGGGUUCAAGUUGACUUGGUCGUACAGAGUCGAAGGCAUCACGUCUGACGUGACGGCUGCUGCCAUCGGCGGCGCGUCCAACUUGCCCAUCGGAAACAUCACCGUGAACCCGCUGUCCGAUCUGGUCCGGCUGUGCGACGUCAAUACGGACACGGUCAAUGUGAACGUGAUGCGUGACCUGCAGCUGCUGGACCGGCUGUCCGACAGGAACACACCGGACUUCACGGAGAACUCAAAGAUAUUCGAGCUGGACUCGAUCCCGGACGUGGGCCAAGUGUGUCUGGUGUACCCCGACGGCCGGGCGGCGGCGGCUAGCCGACCCGAAGAGCAUCCGCGCGAAGAGCCCAACGGAGCGUCGGUCUGGCUGCUGGACACCUCGUACCGGUGGCACUUCCUCGCCCCAAACUUCAGCAACUACUUCCGAAAGGCCCUGGUGCACAUGGGCCUGCCCCACUGGCAACUGAAGUUCACCGACAUGGGACUCACGUCAAUCGGCGAGUUUUUCAUGAAUUUGGUGGCCCCUCAAUUGAACGUGACCAAUCGAGUUCCUGCAAUUGGCCAAUUGGACGACGAUGAACAGUCUACCACAGAUAGCAUAUCGCUAAACCACAUUGAUCCUUGUAUUUUAAAAACCAUGUUCAAAAUGUCCAAAAGUAAAAAAAAUGCAAACAAAUAA
This is a messenger RNA of Acyrthosiphon pisum (pea aphid), 891 nucleotides long. RefSeq names its product tubulin polyglutamylase complex subunit 2-like. The transcript has 4 exons. Gene Ontology annotation, biological process: protein polyglutamylation. NCBI's taxonomy places the organism in Eukaryota, Metazoa, Arthropoda, Insecta, Hemiptera, Aphididae. The coding region runs from base 1 to 891 and encodes 296 amino acids. The record is from RefSeq and is a predicted model, not a curated record.